CUUUAGGCAACUAUAUGAGAGACUCAGCCAAGAGUUUUAUAUCUUUAAUGAGAUAUUUUGAAACAAACUGAGACUGCAAUCAAUUGUCACUCCAUAUAUGAACGUUUCAACGUAUACCAGUGAAAGCUGUUUGCAAUAUUUGUGUGUGUGUUUGAAGUCCCCGCAAGUUUUCCCCACAAUGUAUUUUUUAAGGCUCUUUUUUCAAUUAUUUAAGAGUUAAAUUUGACUAAUUAAUUACACACAAUUUUUUUACAUUCAACAAGUCGAGUCGACGCCAGGCGAAACAGCAUGUCUGCGUUUAUAUGUUCAACUUGUUAUAAAGGCUUUACAAGAAAGGAAUACUUGUAUCGCCAUGAAAAGAACCACCAGAACAUUAGACCGUUUGUAUGCAAGGAAUGUAAUUUGACGUUUACCAGAAGUGACUUGUUUUCAAAACAUUGCAAGUCAAAAUCUCACCGAAGAAGAUGGAUAGAGCAUAUCAAUCCGGCGAAUAGCAGUCCUGAGGAGAAUCCACAAUAUACACAACCUAAAGCGAUAAUACCUUUAAUUGCAGGUCCUUCUGCUACUACUAAUACUCCCCCUCCUAUGCAUGAUCAUCUGAUAAAUUUAUACUGGUUCUUCAACGAUGUUUCUCCAAUGGACAAUAUGUACUGGCUCUUCAGCGAUCUAGCGCUGAAUAAUGAAGAAUUAUUUCGCUCCCCUGCAGGUAUUCCAAAUGAUAUACCGACCUCAAUGUACCAGAAUUUAUACAACGAAGAUACCAAUAGUGCAUUUAAUAACAAUAAGAUAUCAAUGACUGAAGAAACUCGACUGAAAAUUAUUUUAUUGUUUCCAUUGGAUCCUUUACAACAAACUUCAUUGAAAAGAUUCGAAGAAUAUUUGGAUCUUUAUUGGUUUAAUUUCGCCCAAACUUUCCCCAUCAUUCAUCAAGCCACGUUCGAUCCCAACACAAUAAAUAUCUAUUUAUUAGUCAGCAUAAUAGUCAUUGGAAUGGCCCAUUCAUUGGAUAAAAUCGAGUAUGAAACAUCCAUUGCUCUUAACAAGAAAUUUCGAAGAGUUAUUUAUGAUGUGAUUGAAGAACGAACAGAACUUCCUUUGCCAUUAAUUCAGGCCUUACUUUUACAUAACUUUUGUGCUAAAAAUUUUGCUGACUCCCAACUAUGUAAAAUUGCCCAAAUUGACCAUGGGGCUAAUAUCAUGUACAUGAAAUUUAGCGGUUUAUUUGAAAAUUUGACUGAACCAGUAGUGAAUAAAGAUGCUACUGGUGACGCCCUUUCAAACCAGUGGCGUGAAUGGAUACACUAUGAGUCUUGCAAAAGAGCAGUCUUUUUUGAAUUUAUUUGUGAUACUCAACAUGCAAUCUUUAGUAAGUUAGAGCUAUUGACUGCAUUUGACAUCAAGUUAGAAUUGCCUUGUACCGAUGAAGUGUGGAAUUGUACAGAUCCUUUCAAAUUUAUAAACGAAUAUCAAAAACAACCUAAGGGUUUGUUAUCCCAUCCAAGAAUUCCUCAUGAAAGUAAUGGUGCUUCUAAUGGUAAGCCCAUACCAGAAGGUGAGCACAUUGAAUCUCUCCACUCGGACCAAACUGUUCAUGUCAGCACAUGGCCCACGUUUCUUUGGAGCUUGAAAUCAAUGAUGCAUUCUAAACAAGACAUGGAAUAUCUGCUUGAUUGUUAUUCAUUAUUUUCAAGAUAUAUUAUCUUGCAUGGACUCGUAAGAAUAUGUUAUGAUAUGCGAGGUCAAAAUUUGUUCGAUUUAGGAAUUGUUUCUAAUCAAAAGCUUUCGGAAUAUUUCAGUAGAUUAGAGAAGGGAUUUUUAAAGUGGAAGGAUUAUUUUGAUUUACAUGUUAAAUUAUACGAAGAACAAGUUAAAUCUAAGGGAGAGGGUCAAACAAAUUCUAGUAAUUUAAUUUUAACAUUAAAUGACUAUGGUCCAACCAAUGCAUCCUGGGCCAAUGUUAGUUUUUAUUACACGGGUCUAUUUUGUCUUUAUGGAGAUAUUCCUGCGAUUAAAAAGUUUGCGUUGGAAUAUAAAAGUUUUACUUCAGAUAAAGUUCAGGGUCUCAAAGAAAUUGAACAUGAUAGAAAUGAUGUGAUGAUUGAUCAAUGGGCCAAAUCCAUAUAUGGAAGAGUUGCAUUGGUAGAAGCUUGUAUGUUUCUCAGAUUGGUCCAUAAUAAUGAAGAAACUAUAAACACAUUCUCUCAUGUUCCUCUGACAGCUCAUAUGGCAGCACUUAUUAUUUGGUGUCGUGAAAUGAAGAGAGAAAGAGCCUAUACCAGUGAAAAUUGCAAUUAUUUUCUUCCUAAUGGAGAUAUUGACUAUGAAUUAUCCAGACGAGAUGCGGCUGAAUAUAUUUCCAGCAUUUUGAAUAAGGAAAUGAGGAAAGAGGAUAACCAAUCUGAAGGUCAAAUGAGCACUUUAAGUGUUGUGUGCUACGUUUUACAUCUAUUACGUAAUUGUAAAUGGAGUUAUUGUGUUGAAUUGGUUGAACAAAUGGAGCAUGUUGUAAGUACAUAUCCUAUAUAGCUAAUCUAAUGUGCAUACUCAUACUUUUCUAUUUGUGCAACUUUUGCAGCAGAAGAACUUGAAUCAUCAAACACGUAUGAUAGCCAUUCUUGUGCUAAUCUUCUAGCUAGUUCCAACCCAAUCACCCUUUGUCCCAUACAUAAAAUUUGACAAUUAUUAGAUAAUAUACUUCUUUCAACACUAAAUGAGUCAUGUGCAGUUGCUGCUCUUAUUCCCUUAACUUUGUUUGCAGAAAUGGCAACACCUAAUCCAGUUCCACAAAUAAUUAUUCCACGAUCAGCUUCUCGAUUUGCAACUUUUUCAGCUGCCGUAGUUGCAACCAAGGGAUAAGCAGUAGAAUUGCAAUUGGAAUCUACACCGACAUCAACAAUUUCGAUAACAUUAGGGUUGUGUGUUAAGUCCUUCUUAAUCUGUUCUUUAUAUUCGUAACCAGCUUGAUCACAUCCGAUAACAAUUCUGAAUUUUUGGGUAGUCAUUUUAGAGUAUUCAAAAAAAAAAGUUAAGAAAAUCAAAAAUUCAAGCAUGAUUUCAAGAUUGUGGGUAACUAAUAGGGUAAAAUACUUCUAGGAGCUUUACCCCACCGUCUAAUGUAUGUACUAGACCCCCCAUUAUUCUUGCCUGCUGGAUAGUAUCCACCCAA
Molecule: messenger RNA, 3166 nt
Organism: Spathaspora passalidarum NRRL Y-27907
Lineage: Eukaryota; Fungi; Ascomycota; Pichiomycetes; Serinales; Debaryomycetaceae
Exons: 2
Coding region: 289-2526 (745 amino acids)
Biological process (GO): regulation of transcription by RNA polymerase II; DNA-templated transcription
Cellular component (GO): chromatin
Molecular function (GO): zinc ion binding; DNA-binding transcription factor activity, RNA polymerase II-specific; RNA polymerase II cis-regulatory region sequence-specific DNA binding
Source: RefSeq, a predicted model, not a curated record